Molecule: messenger RNA, 1680 nt
Organism: Cryptomeria japonica (Japanese cedar)
Lineage: Eukaryota; Viridiplantae; Streptophyta; Pinopsida; Cupressales; Cupressaceae
Product: putative glutamine amidotransferase GAT1_2.1
Exons: 6
Coding region: 233-1525 (430 amino acids)
Cellular component (GO): cytosol
Molecular function (GO): hydrolase activity, acting on carbon-nitrogen (but not peptide) bonds, in linear amides
Source: RefSeq, a predicted model, not a curated record
GUUAUCGUGCCGCAGAUAUUUUGCAUAUUUUUGCGACAUUACCCACACAACGUGAGGCGUAAGGCAACUGCAAUUACUCAAAUUAAGAGGGUGGCGGCAGGGAUAAAAAACCGCCAUGUUUGAGUUGCACAUCCAUCAUCUAUUAGUCGCAAAUGGAAGCUUUUUAUGAGUCAAAUUCCCCAAAAAACAAUCCAGAGCAGACAUAUUUUUUAAAGAGGGUUUUAAGAAUGGAAUGCAUUUACAGCAGGAGAGCAAAGCGGGAUCUUUGAGGAUGCUCGCGCGGGUUCUCAUCGUCUCCAGAAGAUGCCUUCGUAAGAACAAAUUCGUUGAUUUUGUAGGAGAGUACCACUUAGAUUUGAUAGCGAACUAUGGGGCAGUUCCAGUUAUUGUCCCAAGAAUCUCAUCCAUACAGCAAAUGCUAGAUGGCUUUGAGCCUUUUCAUGGAGUUCUUCUUUGUGAAGGGGAGGACGUGGACCCUUCCCUCUACGAGAAUGAGAAUGGUUUAUCCCAUGAUGAACUGGACCAAAUAAGGAAAUUGCACAGUAGUGAUACUACCAUAGACAGAGCAAAGGACUCCAUUGAAUUACAGCUUGCCCGGUGCUGUCUGGAAAGGAACAUACCAUUUUUGGGUAUAUGCAGAGGAUCUCAGCUCCUCAAUGUAGCCUGUGGGGGAACCCUAUAUCAGGAUGUAGAGAAAGAGGUGUCUGAAAAAUCAGGCUUUGAUAUUAAGCAUGUAAACUAUGAUAAUUAUGAUGGUUAUAGGCACCCUAUCAAAGUGGUAGAAUAUACUCCACUCCAUUCUUGGUUUCAAAAUUCAUUAGGAGUCAAUAUGGAGAUUAUGGUUAAUAGCUAUCAUCAUCAGGGGAUAAAGAAGUUGGCAGAGAGAUUCAGGCCAAUGGCAUAUGCCCCAGAUGGUUUGAUUGAAGCAUUUUAUGACCCAAAUGCAUACAAUCCAGAGGAAGGUAAAUUCAUUAUGGGUCUGCAAUUCCACCCAGAAAGAAUGCGCCAUGAUGGCGAAUAUUGCACAGAGAAUGAUUUUGAUUAUCCGGGAUGCUCGAGGGCCUACGAGGAAUUUGUUAAAGUUGUGAUUGCGUAUCAAAAAAAGAGGUCGGCCUGCAGCGGAGAACGUGAAGCCGUGAAAGUGGGUGGCGAAAUGGAAAAGCAAGGCAAGAGAAUAGUGAAGAGUUAUUCUCUAUCCAAGCUGAUAUACGAUGAUCAUAUCGAUACCAAUUCCUGUGCCAAAGCCUCAGCAUUACAUACUGAAGCAUUAUUUCUUCAGUUGGAUGCGAGGCUGAGUGUGAGAGCCCUGGAUAGAGAAGAGGAGAAGAGGUUGAAGCAAAUGGGAGCCACUGUGAGGAACUCCGCUUGUUAUAUGAAAGGGAUGAAGAAACAGGAGGACAUUAGAGUAAGAGCCCUAAAAUUCAUGGAAUCCAUGUCUACUGAACAGCUGUCAGAUUCUGUUGCAUUUUAUCAGAUGAUGAUUCACAUUGGAUCAGAGCUGCUGGAGGAAAAGCUUACGUCGUGACCUACAUUGAAUAAACCCACUUACGUCGCCUUCAAAUAUAGUUGACUGUGAUUGUAAAUAUAUAUUCCCAUUGAAUUUUUAUCAUCUCUUUCUAACAUACUUUCAAACUGAUCUUUUGAUUCAAUUCUGAAAGUUUCAUUUUUCUUUGCUUUACA